Gigantopelta aegis is the source of this 861-nucleotide messenger RNA. RefSeq lists its product as uncharacterized. Gene Ontology annotation, biological process: DNA replication, removal of RNA primer. The transcript has a single exon. NCBI's taxonomy places the organism in Eukaryota, Metazoa, Mollusca, Gastropoda, Neomphalida, Peltospiridae. The record is from RefSeq and is a predicted model, not a curated record. Gene Ontology annotation, molecular function: RNA-DNA hybrid ribonuclease activity; nucleic acid binding. The coding region runs from base 1 to 861 and encodes 286 amino acids.
AUGUCUGUCCCACAGUUGGCUUCAGCAGACUCCCAAAACGACCUGGUCAAACGGUCACUGGCAAUGGCUAUGAUCAGUGACCGGUACCCAGAAGAAUCUUGGAUCCAUGCAUACACUGAUGGUUCGUCAACAAAUGCUGUGGCCAAUGGAGGGGCAGGCAUAUUUAUCAAGCUCCCUUCAAGAAAUACCCUAACUGCAAAAGUACCAACCGGCACCCACAGUUCCAACUACAAUGCAGAAACCCAUGCACUUAUUCAGGCUGCUACAAUGAUCAAGGAUGCAAAAGAAGACUGUCAACAAGUUGUCUUCCUCACAGAUGCUCUCUCAGUCCUACAAGCCUUGCAAGGGGAAAAACUUCCUCACCUGAAUGAAGCCAUGCAAGAGGUAGCAAAGGAAAGACGAGUAGCUCUACAGUGGAUCCCAGCACAUUGUGGGAUUCCAGGAAAUGAGGAAGCAGACAGGCUAGCCAAGCUAGGAGCUAAUCAUGUACAGCCCAGCAACAACAUUAGCUUCUCAGAGAAGAAAACCUUGAUAAAGGCAGCCAACAGACCCAGGACAGAACAAGAUGAUUACCACCUUCUCAGUCGCUUGGAACAAGUAACUCUGUUGAGACUCCGGACAGGCCACAACCGACUGAAUGCUCACAUGUUCAGAAAGUUUAAACUUGCAGCAACACCAACCUGCAGUUGUGGCCUGGAAGACCAAACAGCAGAACACAUCUUACAGGCGUGUCCAAUUCAUCAAGACCUGAGACAAGCUGAGUGGCCAAUCGAAACUGCCAUACACACCAAACUCUAUGGAAAGAGAGGCGAACUGGAAAAAACAGCUCAUUUUAUCUUACAGACUGGACUAUUGGUCUAA